Molecule: messenger RNA, 4147 nt
Organism: Stegodyphus dumicola
Lineage: Eukaryota; Metazoa; Arthropoda; Arachnida; Araneae; Eresidae
Product: protein phosphatase 1 regulatory subunit 14B-like
Biological process (GO): regulation of phosphorylation
Cellular component (GO): cytoplasm
Molecular function (GO): protein serine/threonine phosphatase inhibitor activity
Source: RefSeq, a predicted model, not a curated record
UUCUGUAAUAAGAACAUUUUUCCCCGUUGAGAUUCCUUGAUCCUUUCCUGUAGACUUAUGAUUCUGUCUGUUAUUAGUGUGUGAAUUAUUAAGUUGAAAUCGAAUCACUAUCAGAGUUUGUAGUUUCAAGUUUUUACCUGAGUUAAUGCGUGUUGCAUAUUUAGUAUAAGUUAUUGAACUAAUAAACAGAGUUUGAAGCCUUACCACAGGGAAACGAAUAGUGGGGGAAACAAAAGCGUUUCAGUUUUUAUGUCUUAAAUGGAUGCUGUGUGAUGUAAAUAAAGCCAUACCUUCUUAUAAUUUUGCUUAGCAGUAUCAAAAUUCUUUCAGAUGGAGUGUAGUAUACCUCAGGCUUUCCAAAGUAAGUCUGCUACAUCUGAUGUGAAAAAUCUGCAGCCUGGACAAAGUCCUCCCAAAGCCAUGCUGCAUGUCAAUUUUGAUUUGGAUAAUGAAGAAAUCCAUGAAAGAAAGAAAAAAUAUUUGACUGCCAAAUAUGGACAGCACCAAAUGAGCUUAAUAAAAAAGCGACUACGUGUGGAAAUGUGGAUGUAUGACCAACUACAGGUUUUAUAUGACAGUUCAGAAGAGUCUGGUAAUUAUGAAGUGGAAAUAGACUUAGAUGAACUUUUAGACAUAGAAGCUGAACCUGCGAGACGGGAAUGGUUAAGGAAUAAGCUAGUUGGUGUUAAACAGUCUGAAGAAGCAGUUGAGAGGUUUAUAACAGAGCUUCUACAAAGAGCUGCCACACUUUGAUCUGUGUUGUUAUUAGUGAUUUUAGUAUCUAGAAUAUAUGAAGUAUCAUGCCUGGUGAGUUCCUGUUGGAUUGAGAAUAUUUCUGCAGGAUACCACAGUUUUUAAUUGUUAAAUAUUUUGUUGAUUUCUAACUCCCACCCUUAUGAUAAGAAUGUAAAGACAUUAGAAGGUUCUAUUAAUUAACAUUUGUAUUUCAUGUGAAUUCUUUCGAAAAUGCUUGAUAUUGCUUGCUGUAACAUAUAGGGAUCUCAACAUGCUAGUCAUGUUAAAAAGUGUACAGUUCCCACCUUCUAGUGUUAUGUGGAAAGAAAUGUGCUUCAGCUAGUUCUGAAUGGAAAACGUUUAUGUAAUGGAUCAAUAUAUCUGCUAUAUGUCUAAAUGUGACUGUUUUGAGAAUUUUUAUGUUUCAUUAGUGGAAAGAUGUGAUUAGAACAGGCGUAUCAGACUUGUGGCACUUCGUUUUUGUUAUCUUUUUGGAUGUCUAAAAUACUUUCAUAUUCUGAGUGCUUGCAUAUUUACUACGAGUUAUUUAUAAUGCUGUCAAAUUAACAGAAAAUUUUUGUUCUGAAUUAGUUUUGUCUGUUAAAAAUUAUUUGAAAUAAUUUUUGCUGUUCUCAUAACCAGAGCUUUUAUAAUUAGUAUUGUUAUAUUUUAUAAACCUUUGUGCUAACCUGCACAUAAAUUUUGCGAUUUUAUGAUUGUAAUGAUUAUUUAUGCUUCUACAUAAUAGACCAUUUCAAUUACAUCAAAAAAUUUUUUAAAAAAGUGAAUUAUUGUAAGUAUUUUACUUAACAUUUUGAAUGGUAUAUCAGUAAUGAUGAGUGUGGUUUGUAUGGGAGAAACUACAUUGAGUGAAGCAGAUGUCAAACUUGUCAUAAUUGGAUUUUAAAUUCAAUCUUAAUUUGAAUCUGAAAUAUAUAUGAUGUUUUAAAAUAAGAAAAAUUAAUGGUACUUACAUGUUAUCCCGUCAACUGUUGGAGGAAAUUUCGGCACGUUACCAAUCAUUACUGGAAAUUCUAGAAGACAUGGUCAUUCAUGAUUGGCUCUAAAUCAUGCUACUUAGUAGGUUGACAGAAUAAUACGUAAGUACCAAAUUAAUUUAUGUAGAGGAAAAUUUGCCAUUAAUAAUGAAGAUAUGAAAUUAUUUGAAUUUCUAGUGGUAUGAGUAUGAUAUGCCUGAAUUAAUGUAUUGAAGUCAAAGUUUGAAUUUGAAAUUCUUAUUCUUCAAUACGUAAUGUAGAUAAGAAUCCAUUGUAUAAAGAAAUUUCAAAUAAAUCUCAGUUUUGCAUUACAUUUCUUACUGUCCAUUCAUACCAAUAUUGCUAUUGCACUGUAUUGUAUGAUAUUCAAACUUUCACUCCAGUGAAUAAGUAUUUUUAUAUGCUUGAAGAAUUUGUAUCUUUUCUCAAGCUUGUGAGAAUGUCUCAAGUCAUUUUCUUCUGAAUUGCUCAAGUUUUACUUCUGUGUUACACUUUGCAUAUCAUGUGCUUAGAUCUGAUUAUGACUGAAAUAUUUUAUGUGGUGUGUCUUUAGUUACAUAUUCCCAUUUCUGUUCUGCUGACUGAAACUAAAAAAAAUUUUGAACUGAGGUUUGCAAAAUUUUAGUUAAUAAAUCUGUUUCUUAAAUAUUUCAAAAUUAUGUACAUUUUGAAAAAUUCUUAUUUUGAGGAGUUUGUAGUAUAGAACAAGGUUGAGAGGUGCUUUUUAUUGUAGGAUCAGUUUUUAACAUGUUCACUGCCAUCUACGAGAAUACUUGUAGUUAGUGAACUGGGUUUACUUGUCAGCUAUGAGAUAAUUCAUUAUUUAUCACCUUACGUAAAUGACUGAAUAAUAGUAUUGUAGUAAAUGAAUGCAGUGCUUAGGUGUUUGGCAUUAGGAACUGAUGAACACUUGGUGUAUCCUGAAGUGGAUGAUUUAUUUCUCAAACGUAGUUAUCAGAUCAUUUAUUUCUCCAAACUAUAACUAAAUGUUCAGAGUGCCAUUUUUAGUUUAUAUAUUUGUUUAUUCACUUGUGAAAUGUUAUAAGCAGUCUGCUCAAAUCCUUGUUCAGUGACUCGUGUAGGACACGGAGAACAAAUGCCCACCGGUGGUCGAGUGGUAAAAGUUGCUGAACACUUGUAGUUCAGUCUGGGGUUUGAACCCUGGCAAAUGGGAAAUCCCUUUAUAGUAAAAGAAAUGAGCUUAGUUGAUGUAUCUUUGGGAUUCAUUAUGCAUACUUCAGAGCUUAUCUGCAACUUUUGAGACUACUUUAUUUGAAAAGACUAGCAUAUUUUUCGUUAACCUUCCAACUGUAAAAUCCAAAAUUAUGAUGAAAAAGAGAUAGUCAUAAUAAUAUCAAAAACGGCACUACUACUUUAUACAUAGAUUCUUUUACUUUUAAGAUACUGUCUUAAUUUCUUGCUACUUCAAGAUAUAUGCAUUUAUACUUAACCCUUUGAGUACUGAAUUAUUUGAAGAUUUUUAUACCCAUGGGAUGGAUUUACUUUUCGCUAUAUGGAUUAAUAUGUAAAAGUAAUACAUGUCAUUUGGAAUAUACUUCUAUUGGUGAUGUAAAUAUAUUUUUGAAACGGCAUUUUAAAAUCGGACUCGUCCACCAUAACUUCACCCAAGUAAGCAGAUGACGAGUCUCACUCGUCAAAUGUACCCAAAGUGUUAAAGGUAUUGCAAAAAAAUAUUCUGGGACAUGUACGUAUGACUUGUUUUGGUGGAGGGUUAAAAAAGUCAUUGAUAUCAUGGAUAUUAGUUUACCUGUGAAAAUCGGAAUAACUCUUUAGUAAAUCCUCAAAAUCAAGAUCAAGUUUAAAAAUAUAAAAGAGAUAUCUAUAAAAAAAUAAACAUAAGAUGUAAAAAUUUACUGAACUGAUUUUUGCUUUAUUGUUUUGAAUUCAAAGGAUUUUGAGAUUGUUUUUCAUAAGAUGGUGGAACUGACAGUUAUAUGUCUGAUGCAUUUCUUUUAAAUGGUUGAGUGCUUUAUUUAAUAGCCAUUAGUCGUACGUGGGCAGUCGUCACAAACCACUGUACUGGUUGGGUGGCUUGUAUGUUGCAUGUUAUUUGUAUAAUAAAUAAGAUUCAUGUAUAAAAGUUUAACUACAAAAGUAAUGAUCAAAACUUAAAACAUAGAAGCUUUAUAUUCCAGGUAUUUCAUUUUGUUUUUGAUUGAUAAAAUAACAUUUGAAGUGCAGGUUUUGUAAUGUCAGUAUUCUUUAAGGACAAAAUUCGCAUUGAAAGAAUGGAAAUGGGAAUGUGUCAAUACAUAUAAACAUAAAUGUACAAAAGUAUAAAAAAUGUUCAUUGUUUAAGCUUAUAAAUAAAUCUUGUUAUUAAUUUUAGGAUAUUUAGUUUUAAACAUCAUUGGAAUGGAUAUAAAUAAAUUUGAAAUUGAUUCUUAUACUGA